Branchiostoma belcheri (Belcher's lancelet) is the source of this 1144-nucleotide messenger RNA. Its product is annotated as pathogen-related protein-like. NCBI's taxonomy places the organism in Eukaryota, Metazoa, Chordata, Leptocardii, Amphioxiformes, Branchiostomatidae. Bases 207 to 989 code for a protein of 260 amino acids. The transcript has 5 exons. The record is from RefSeq and is a predicted model, not a curated record.
AAGAACACUGUUGCCGCCGCCCAACAUCCAGAGGAGGGGCCACUAAAGCCGCGGACAGCAGAGUUAGCGUUGCACAGACUACUGGCCUUCUUGGGGGAAACUAUUCACGGUCACUGACCUUUCACCUUUGUUUUGUCACGACAGGUUGUUGCCUCAUCCCACCUACCAGCGGUUGGAUCUCAACUUCCAGAUUUCGUCCAUAAAAGAUGUCCGGAUCCUUUGGAAAGACCGAUUCUGAGCGCCUCGCCGCAAGGCAAGAGCUUGAGCGUCUCAAGGAGGAGUAUAACCUCCUUGAGCCAGACCGCGGGGACCUGGACGACCCAAACAUCAGGUGGAGAUCCGAGAAGCCCGACUACACCUGGGCGAACCUCGAGUACAUGAAGGGGAAGACUAAGAAUCACCCCGCAGGGUCGCUGGAGCUUGUGGUGGAGAAUCUGGUGAAACGGUGGGAGAUGGAAGCCUCGCACUUCAAAGAUCUGGACCAGUGGACAACCAUCAACAAGGAGAGGUACCGUGUGCAGGCUAACGGUGGGAAGGUGUUUUCCGCUGAAAAGGCUUUGGAGGUUGGCAACUACAACUGGCUGAUGGCGGGGUGUAAGAAGGAGUUGUACGACGCUGAAAAGGAGGAUUUCGAGUCGUCCCACCGUCACUUUCGCGGGGCCUUCACCGAUGGCUUCCCCUGGGAGGUCCUGGCGGUGUUCUCGGGACCCCCGACGGUAGCCUUUAGCUGGCGUCACUGGGCCCACUUCACGGGGCAGUACAUGGGGAGUCAGGGGUCGGGCCAACUCCUCGAGAUGUACGGGUUCGGCGUGGUGGAGCUGGACGACAACAACAAGAUCGUCGCCAUCAACAUCUACUACAAGCCGGACGAGUUCAUGGAGGCUCUGAAGGGGGAUAUACCUCCCCAUCAGCUGUCGAAAGGGAAGUCACUGGUGGGUUCUGGAUGCCCCUAUAUCCACCCCAACUCUCUCAAAAACGGUGAAGUGUAGAACAAAACCAACGCAUGUAAGAAUAUGGAGCUUGCCCAUGAGUUAGUUUUGACAAAGAGGUGUCGAUAGCAUCAAAAGUGCAUAUGACAUUUGAAUGUCCGAAAAUAUACAUCACACUGUCAAUAAAACUGCAUUGUCGAUGCACACAGUCUCCU